Molecule: messenger RNA, 975 nt
Organism: Hippopotamus amphibius kiboko
Lineage: Eukaryota; Metazoa; Chordata; Mammalia; Artiodactyla; Hippopotamidae
Gene: ZMAT5
Product: zinc finger matrin-type 5
Exons: 7
Coding region: 183-695 (170 amino acids)
Cellular component (GO): U12-type spliceosomal complex
Molecular function (GO): zinc ion binding
Source: RefSeq, a predicted model, not a curated record
GAGGAGGAGCUCAGAGCUGUCGGGCCCCGCGGAUUCAGCAUCCUGGUAGUCCAUUGGGGCCGGAAGUUGUGACGCUUCUGGGAAAGAAUACUUAUAUCUUGUUGACAACCAGUCUGGCUGAUGGGAAGUUCAGAGGAGGGAGGAAUUAUUUUAGGCGGCAGCAGCACCUGGUGCGGGCGACCAUGGGGAAGCGUUACUUCUGCGACUACUGCGACCGCUCCUUCCAGGACAACCUCCACAACCGCAAGAAGCACCUGAACGGGCUGCAGCACCUCAAGGCCAAGAAGCUCUGGUACGACAUGUUCCGAGAUGCAGCUGCCAUCUUGCUGGAUGAGCAGAACAAGCGGCCCUGCAGGAAGUUUCUACUGACAGGCCAGUGUGACUUUGGCUCCAACUGCAGAUUUUCCCACAUGUCAGAGCGAGACCUGCAGGAGCUGAGUAUCCAGGUGGAAGAGGAGAGGCGGGCCAGGGAGUGGCCACCAGACGUCGCCGAGCUCCCUGAGGUCCGCGUGGAGGACUGGCUGGAGAAGAGGGCCCAGCGGCUGAGCUCAGCCCCGAGCAGCAGGGCUGAACCCAUCAGAGCCACCAUCUUCCAGUACCCCGUGGGCUGGCCACCAGUCCAGGAGCUGCCUCCAUCCCUGCGGGCACCCCCGCCCAGGGGGUGGCCCCUGCAGCCCAGCGUCCAGUGGGGCUGAGUCCCUCACCGCUGCCUAGUUAGCCCUCAAGUCAGCCACAAUCAAGAUAAGGGCUUAUACGGUGGACACCCAGGCCCCCUCCUGCUGUGCCCCAUGGAGCAUCUGAAACUAAAGACUGGGCCUGGCCUGGCCUUUCGGAGGCCUAAGCGUCCCCCCCAGCCAGGUGCAGGCCUGGUCCCGGCUCUGCGCCAGGCAGCUCCACCUGCCCACCCCCCACCCCCCACAGGAUAUCUUGAGAAGACUUCCUUCCGGAUGUUUAUAAAGAAAGUCUGUCACCACA